Molecule: messenger RNA, 1473 nt
Organism: Penicillium pulvis
Lineage: Eukaryota; Fungi; Ascomycota; Eurotiomycetes; Eurotiales; Aspergillaceae
Product: tRNA-ribosyltransferase family protein
Exons: 3
Coding region: 1-1473 (490 amino acids)
Molecular function (GO): tRNA-guanosine(34) queuine transglycosylase activity
Source: RefSeq, a predicted model, not a curated record
AUGGACUCCGAGACCCCAGAACUGCGCAACAUGACCUUCAGUGUCCUGGGUCCCGCUGCGCCCGUCCUGGCACCCCGAGCUGGCACAUUGGCGAUCGCCGGCCGUAAGACAUUGUCUACGCCGCAUUAUCUGCCCGUCACGUCGCGGGGUGUCGUGCCGCAUAUAUCCCACGACAAUGUGCGCAAAGAGACCGCGAUCAAUGGCCUAUACGUUGGACUCGAAGAUUCCUCCUCUCCCCCGCAUAAGCUCUUUGUGCCUCCAACUGACAAUCUAUGCGCCCUCGGGCCUAUAUCAGUUAUUGAAAAGAAACACCGUUCCCCGGUGUUCAAAAUCCCUGUCGAAGCGAACGAGUCGCCAUUGCGAAAAUUCAUGUGCGCGUCCAACGAUUUGCCUUUGGUUCUAGCCCCGCGUCGGUUCCCCGCCAUCCCAUGCCCGCCGGUAAACACUCAGACCUCAAUUGCGGUCUCCACCUCAGAUGGGUUCCACCAGCUGUCAGCCCAGCAAUACAUUGAGGCGACACAUAAGCUGAAACCUGACCUUGUAAUUGGACUUGCGGAUGUCGUAUCUGGGAAACCACCCGGCAACAAGAGGCGGGGCAAGAUGGUGGAUCGGACACAUGCGUAUACGCGGGAUGCGCUAGAGCGGUUAUACGGAAAAACCGUUGCAGUAGACGAGAAGUGCAAGGCAGCGUAUUUCGCGCCGAUUCUGCCACUCGAUAACGCGCAGCAAUCGCUCUACUUGGAUGAUUUGGCAGACGAGUUCCGUGAUCGUCUUUCUGGACUGGCAUUAUAUGAAUCCGAUUGUCUCAGCUUCAUCCCGGAGUCCCUGGGGGAUUUGCCUCGUUUGCUCAUCAGUGAUCCUAGGGGACCUCAUGCGAUCCUCCGUGAGGUCUCGCUUGGCGCAGAUCUUCUGACCAUCCCCUUCGUUGGUGAUUCUUCGGAUGCGGGCAUCGCGCUUGAUUUUACUUUCCCAGCUCCUCCUAGAAGCGCUGACGAGAAGGAGCCAUUGGCUUUGGGUAUAGACAUGUGGUCGUCCGAGUACGCGAAAGAUACUUCUCCCCUGCGUGAGGGUUGCCAGUGCUACGCUUGUCGACGCCACCACCGCGCAUACUUCAAUCAUCUCCUAGCUGCUAAAGAGAUGGCUGCGUGGGCUCUUCUGCAGAUGCACAAUUUCCACACCAUGGACCUUUUCUUCCAAGGAGUGCGAGAAAGUAUUCAACGAGGCUCUUUCGAGCAGGAUGUUGAGGCGUUCAACCGCACCUACGCCUCGACAUUACCCGAGUCAACCGGCCAGGGUCCUAGACUUCGCGCCUACCAGCACCCCUCCGGGUCCAAUCAACCCAGCCGCGCGCUUCGGGUAUACGGUCGUCUCGACGAUGCGCUCCAGAAGUUCCAAGAUUCUCAGUCUUCUGUUGUUACUCCUGAUACUGAUGCAGAGGGUCUUGAGAAACAUGGCUUUGCCGAGAAGGCUUAA